Messenger RNA from Racocetra persica, 189 nucleotides. NCBI's taxonomy places the organism in Eukaryota, Fungi, Glomeromycota, Glomeromycetes, Diversisporales, Gigasporaceae. The record is from the annotation of a GenBank genome assembly.
UUGAUAUUGUACUUCUUCGUGAUUUAUUUCUUGGAAAAGAAGAGAUUAUUCAAAAGCAUUGCCCAGUAAAAUUUUAUAAAUUUACACCACGGGAUCUUGAAGCUUGUCCAUUUAUUGCAAUAGUAUGUGUCGGAACACACAACCAUCCACCUCCGCCUCCAGAAAAAAUACCUGUUGAUAUUAAAUUGA